GAUGACGCGGGACGCGACCUGGAGCCCGUCAUCCACAAGUUCGCUGUCGGCGCACCGUACUUCCAAGCUCCCGGUGUGGCUGGACGGUUCACGCGUGGCUACAUCGCCUUGCCUGUCAACGAUAAAGGCAAAAUUGACGACGAAGCUACGUUUGUGUUUCUGAAGGACGCGUGGCGUGUCGACCAUCCGGAAAUCGAGCAGGAAGGGGAAACACUACGGUUUCUCAACCAACGGAAGGUGCCGUUCGUGCCGACGUUGGUGUGCCACGGCGACCUCGGGCAGGUCACGAAGUCGCAGGAACACUGGAAGGAGUUGCAUCCGGAAGUAAAGAAAGUCCCUUUGAAGACGCACUCGCUUUACCGGGUGGUGGUGAAGGAGGUCGGGCUUCCCCUUGAGGCAUUUGUGGACAGCUCUUUCCAACUGUGUCAAAUGUUGGCAUGUUGCAUCACAGCGCACGCGGAAGCUUACAAGGCUGGGAUCAUACAUCGCGAUAUCAGCGCGGGAAACAUACUGAUGUACAAAGGGAAGAAGGGACAGUGGCUCGGACUGCUCAACGACUGGGAGCUGUCGAAGAAGGUAGACAAUGAAUCUCUUGAGGGUCGUCAGCCGGAUCGCACUGGUACUUGGCAAUACAUGUCUGCGCACGCCCUCAACGAUCCACAUCGUAGGAUCGUCAUCCAAGACGAACUCGAGUCUUUCUUCCACGUCCUGCUCUACUACGCCAUCCGCUUCCUCCCCCAUAAUCUCCAAGACGAAUGCGUUGGAAAAUUUUUGACAGACUACUUCGACGAUUACUCAAUCUACGAUGGGUACUGCAUAUGCGGGAGGGCGAAGCACGAUGCGAUGGUGAACGGUUUCAUCGACCUCCGAACGUACCACGGCAAUCAAGACGACAAGACGAAGAACAUCCUCAAGUUCCUUUGGCCGACUCCUCCCGCCAAACCUACGCCCACUGCAGGGUCCCGGGGACAGUCGCCCUGUCCUUCCCCUCGAAGCAGUCCAUCCCCCGCCGAGCGCCCGUCUGCGAGUUCGAACAGCAACAUUCCUUCUGGACGCUCACCUUCCCCCCAAUUCAGUGCUAUUGACGGUUCGGACCUCACUCCGCUGAACUCGGACGACUCCGCUCCUGAAGAGGAGCAUCCUAUCAAUGAAAUCAUAUCCGAGCUCCUGACGUGGUUCCGGGCGUACUAUGCACUCGACACUCCUGCCCAAUCUACGAAGCAGAAGGCCCGGAAGGAGAACAUUUCCAACCAGUUUGACAUCGAGCAGUAUUUGAAGGAGUUCCUCAGCAGAGCGAACGACAACGAGAGCGGAUCUGGUGAGGAUCCCCCUGAACCCGAUCUUUCGACAGCCCAAUCAGAAGAGCACAAGUACGUGAAGCUAAGGAAGAAUCUCGAUUCCCAUACUGCAAUCAUCAAGCUCUUCCUCACUACUCUCGGGUCGCGGGCGUGGCCGCUGAAGGACAAAGGGCCCGACAAGAAACCCGAGGGAGGUUACGUGCCUCCCAAGUCUGCGGUGCCGUCAGACUCGAUGCGCACUAGCUCGAAGCGGCGCAGUAUGGACGAUAUACCCGGUGGCAACUCGCCGCGCCCCACCAAGCGCAGCAGGGUCUAG
Molecule: messenger RNA, 1614 nt
Organism: Dichomitus squalens LYAD-421 SS1
Lineage: Eukaryota; Fungi; Basidiomycota; Agaricomycetes; Polyporales; Polyporaceae
Exons: 3
Biological process (GO): protein phosphorylation
Molecular function (GO): protein kinase activity
Source: RefSeq, a predicted model, not a curated record